GUCAGGUAAUUGUCAGUACAAAUUCGCAUUUUCUCUCUCUUUCUCUCACUUUCUUUCCUUCCAAUCGAAAAGAAAACGGAUUGUCAAAAGGAAAAAAAGAAAAAAAAAAUUAGAAAUUCACAAAGCUAAAUAGCAUUCAUCAGAUCAGAAACAGUUUGCGACUUCAUUUUACUGAAAUUUUUUUUCUCCGAAAUUUCUUGGAAUUAUUUUUGCAAUCAAAAUCUGAAAUUUAAAAUGCGCGCAAGCUGCUUCCGAUUUCCGGCGAAACGCUUUCAGGAAGAUAGAAUCUUGGAUUGGAUAGGCAGCUGCAGAACAAGGGAUUUGGUGGAGAGGAAAUACUAGUAUAUAUAUUGUGGUAACCUGGCGGAAUUAUGGCGUCUGCCAGUCUAGGAAAUGGGGGAGUAGGUAGUUCAAGGUCUGGUAAUGGCUUCAAGAGUUCAUCUAGUUCAGUUGAUUGGUUGGGGAGAGAAAUGCUCGAAAUGAGAUUGAGGGACAGGGUUGAUCGCGAUGAAGACAGAGACAGUGAACCGGAUAUAGUUGAUGGAGUGGGUGCUGAAUCUGGACAUGUGAUAAGAACUGCCAUUGGGGGUCGAAAUGGUCAGUCAAUGCAGUCAGUCAGUUAUAUAACUGAACAUGUGGUUGGAACUGGUUCAUUUGGUGUCGUCUACCAAGCAAAAUGUAGGGAAACUGGAGAAAUUGUUGCUAUUAAAAAGGUCCUCCAAGACAAGCGCUACAAGAAUAGAGAGUUGCAGAUUAUGCAAAUGUUGGACCAUCCAAACGUUGUUGGUCUUAAGCAUCAUUUCUUUUCAACUACUGACAAGGAAGAGCUGUACCUAAAUCUUGUGCUUGAGUAUGUCCCCGAGACUGUUAAUCGUAUUGCAAAGAACUACAGCAGACUCCACCAAAGAAUGCCCUUAAUAUAUGUUAAACUUUAUACCUAUCAGAUUUGCAGGGCACUUGCCUACAUACAUAACUGCAUUGGCAUAUGUCAUCGUGACAUCAAGCCUCAGAACUUGCUAGUAAAUCCGCAUACACAUCAGCUAAAAAUUUGCGAUUUUGGUAGUGCAAAAGUGCUGGUGAAGGGAGAACCCAAUGUUUCUUAUAUCUGCUCCAGAUAUUAUCGUGCUCCAGAGCUCAUAUUUGGUGCCACUGAAUACACAACUGCUAUAGAUAUAUGGUCUACUGGUUGUGUGAUGGCCGAGUUGCUUCUUGGACAGCCUCUAUUCCCUGGUGAAAGCGGAGUUGACCAACUGGUUGAGAUCAUUAAGGUUUUGGGGACGCCAACAAGAGAAGAGAUAAAGUGUAUGAAUCCAAACUACACGGAGUUUAAAUUCCCUCAGAUAAAGCCGCAUCCAUGGCACAAGGUCUUCCAGAAACAAUUACCUCCAGAGGCAGUAGACCUCGUCUGUAGGUUCUUUCAAUACUCUCCCAAUCUUCGAUGCACAGCUUUGGAGGCUUGCAUUCACCCUUUCUUUGAUGAAUUGAGGGACCCAAAUACACGCCUUCCUAAUGGACGCCCACUCCCUCCACUGUUCAAUUUUAAACCCCAAGAACUUACAGGCCUUCCUCGUGACACUAUCAACAAACUUAUCCCAGAUCAUGCUCGUAAGCAGAACUUAUUCAUGGCUCUGCACACUUAGCCAAAUCUCUUCUUCUCCAACGUGCCACCGCAUGCUGUCUUGAUCUUGAUGUUCUGCCGACACACGUAAACUCCCCUUUCCUAUCCUAUUUGACGCUUGUAGUGAGAGAGAAGACUUGCAAAAUGAGUCACUCCGGGAAACCUGAGGCUUUGAUUGCUUGUGAAGCUUGUUUUUGUUUUUAUUUCAUGAAGCAGCUGUAACUUUUUCAUGUAUAUUUAUCAUGAUCCCUGAUAUGGGGUGAUUAAUAUGAGAAUGAAUGUAGUUUUCACCAUCUCCUGAAACCCUCUUUUGUGGGUCGUUGUUCUUAAGUUUUUUUUCCAUCCUUUACAUCAUAGAAUGAAAAUAAAGAACGAAAUUAACC
Rubroshorea leprosula is the source of this 2001-nucleotide messenger RNA. The record is from the annotation of a GenBank genome assembly. Lineage: Eukaryota; Viridiplantae; Streptophyta; Magnoliopsida; Malvales; Dipterocarpaceae.